CCUCUUUUUCCUCGACCGUUUUUCCUCUUCAGUUCCCCCUGUGCCUUUUCUCACUUCUCCUCUUCCCAAUACCCUUUUCAACAAUACUCCCAGUCCGCCCCGAAGCUGUUUUCCGAUGACCUAAACCCUUAGAAAGCCACUCUCACAAAAGGCUUUCUUUUGCUUUCUAUGUUACGUAAGAUUUUUUCAUUCUGAAGCGAUUUUCCGUUAUUAUUUUGGUGAGAAAGAGAUAUAAAAAAAAAGGGGGGGGAGGCGUUAUAAUCUUUGUAGAGAUGGGGUUUUGAAAUUUUGUGAUUUUGUCAACUCUUAUCCUACCCAUUUUUUACCGAAUUCCUCAUUAGCUGUCAGACCCCAAAACUUCCAAUUAUCUAAAAAUCCAAAGCCAAACCAAAGAAAGAGAAAAAAGAGGUAAAAGAUGAGUUUGAGUUCAGUUAGGGUUUCUGGAAAAUUUUCUACCACCACACCAUGAUGCUCAAAGCAAGCAACUUCACCGCUGCAGCUGUGAAGAGAAAAAAAAAGAUUGAUGUUUUUCUUCCUUGAUGAUCAAUUAGAAGUACUUAAGAAAGAGCGUAGCUUCCACAUAUUCUAGGGAUUUGUUAAGAUGUUUCAGUCCAACAUGUUUGAGAGUCACCAUAUGUUCGAUAUGACCCAUAAGACGUCGGAAAGUGACCUGGUUAAGGUCAGGGAUGAUGAUUAUGAGACCAGGUCAGGUACGGAGACCAUGGAAGCUCCCUCAGGCGACGACCAAGAUCCCAACCAACGCCAGAAGAAGAAGCGCUACCACCGCCAUACCCAGCGCCAAAUUCAGGAAAUGGAAGCAUUCUUCAAGGAGUGCCCUCACCCAGAUGAUAAGCAAAGAAAGGAGCUCAGCCGUGAGCUCGCGUUAGAGCCUUUGCAAGUCAAAUUUUGGUUCCAGAACAAGCGCACACAAAUGAAGGCUCAACAUGAACGACAUGAGAAUGCAAUACUCAAGGCUGAGAAUGAAAAACUACGGGCUGAAAACAACAGGUACAAGGAAGCUCUCAGCAAUGCAACAUGCCCUAGUUGUGGUGGUCCAGCUGCACUAGGAGAAAUGUCUUUUGAUGAACAGCACUUAAGAAUUGAGAAUGCUCGCCUAAGAGAAGAGGUUGAUAGGGUAUCUGGAAUAGCUGCUAAAUAUGUUGGGAAGCCAUUGUCUACCUUCACUAAUCUUUCUUCUCAUUUACAUUCCCGUUCCCUUGAUCUCGGGGUCAGCAACUUUGGGUCACAGUCAGGCUUUGUAGGAGAAAUGUAUGGAGCUGGAGAGAUUCUUAGGUCAGUCUCUGGACCUAGUGAAACUGAUAAGCCAAUGAUUGUUGAGCUUGCCGUUGCAGCCAUGGAGGAAUUGAUUAGAAUGGCUCAAGCUGGGGAACCAUUGUGGGUUCUCGGAGAGAACUCCACUGAUGUGCUGAAUGAAGAUGAAUACUUGAGGACUUUCCCUAGGGGAAUUGGACCAAGGCCUCUAGGCUUAAGAUCUGAAGCUUCAAAGGAAUCUGCUGUUGUGAUCAUGAAUCAUACUAAUCUCGUCGAGAUUCUCAUGGAUGUGAAUCAAUGGUCAAGUGUGUUUUGUGGAAUUGUUUCAAGAGCAAUGACUCUGGAGGUCCUAUCAACAGGAGUAGCAGGGAACUACAAUGGGGCUUUGCAAGUGAUGACAGCAGAGUUUCAGGUUCCUUCACCACUUGUUCCGACCCGUGAAAAUUACUUUGCAAGGUAUUGUAAGCAGCAUACAGAUGGGUCCUGGGCAGUAGUCGAUGUUUCUUUGGACAAUUUACGCCCUGCUCCAAUGUCAAAGUGUAGAAGGAGGCCCUCAGGCUGUUUAAUCCAAGAACUCCCAAAUGGUUACUCGAAGGUUAUAUGGGUUGAACAUGUAGAAGUGGAUGAUAGGGCUGUUCACAACAUAUACAGACCUCUGGUUAGUUCCGGCCUUGCUUUUGGAGCAAAACGUUGGGUUGCUACCUUGGAUCGACAAUGUGAACGUCUUGCGAGUUCAAUGGCCAGUAAUAUUCCAGCAGGAGAUCUCUGUGUGAUAACUAGCCCAGAAGGGAGGAAGAGUAUGUUGAAGUUGGCUGAGAGGAUGGUAACCAGCUUUUGCACCGGUGUGGGUGCUUCUACAGCACACGCCUGGACUACUUUAUCAGCAACAGGUUCUGAUGAUGUGAGGGUUAUGACCAGAAAGAGUAUGGAUGACCCCGGCAGGCCACCCGGGAUUGUGCUAAGUGCUGCAACUUCUUUCUGGAUUCCAGUCACACCAAGAAGGGCAUUUGAUUUCCUUCGGAAUGAGAACUCCCGAAAUGAGUGGGAUAUUCUGUCCAAUGGUGGCCUAGUUCAAGAAAUGGCUCACAUAGCCAAUGGUCGUGAUCCAGGCAACUGUGUGUCCUUGCUACGCGUAAACAGUGCAAAUUCAAGCCAAAGCAACAUGUUGAUACUACAGGAGAGCUGCACUGAUGCUACGGGGUCCUACGUGAUAUAUGCUCCAGUUGAUAUUGGUGCUAUGAAUGUGGUCUUGAGCGGUGGGGAUCCUGAUUAUGUUGCCCUCUUACCGUCAGGUUUUGCUAUACUUCCGGAUGGCCCAGGGCAAAGUGGAGGAGGAAUUCUUGACAUUGGCUCCGGUGGCUCUCUUCUCACAGUUGCAUUUCAGAUCUUAGUUGAUUCAAUACCAACAGCAAAACUCUCUCUUGGAUCAGUUGCCACGGUAAACAGUCUAAUAAAAUGCACGGUUGAGAGGAUCAAGGCUGCAGUUGUGUGUGAUAGUGCUUGACAACAACAGGCUAGCUAAUCUAUGGAAUGGAAGAAGAGUAAGAGAGAAAAAAAAAUGAAGAGAGAAAUGGUGUUUGCUUCAAGAGCAUAUAUAGGGAAGAAGUCAAGAACGCACCUUUCAUAGUCCUUGCUUGAUGGUGUUUGUUGAGAAAGGAAAGAAGGGACAAAUUUCAACCUGCAAGGGUAAUAGGUUCGGGUAUUGACUUUGCCAAUCAAAUUAAGAGCAAAUUUAACUCAAGACUUUUUAGAUAUAAAUGUUAGGAGAACUCAUCAUUUUGUGUUACUUGUGUUAAGACUAGCUAUAACUUAUCCUUAUCUUAGUUUGUCUAAUUCCUCUAUAUACUGUCUCAUUUUCGUGUCUUCUAAUUUUUUCAAGGCAUAAUUAGUUUAACUUACAUCCAUUAACGAACAUUGGUUAAUUU
This is a messenger RNA of Rubroshorea leprosula, 3197 nucleotides long. The record is from the annotation of a GenBank genome assembly. NCBI's taxonomy places the organism in Eukaryota, Viridiplantae, Streptophyta, Magnoliopsida, Malvales, Dipterocarpaceae.